This is a messenger RNA of Camelus dromedarius (Arabian camel), 1498 nucleotides long. RefSeq names its product C2 calcium dependent domain containing 4A (gene C2CD4A). NCBI's taxonomy places the organism in Eukaryota, Metazoa, Chordata, Mammalia, Artiodactyla, Camelidae. Bases 259 to 1425 code for a protein of 388 amino acids. The record is from RefSeq and is a predicted model, not a curated record. The transcript is spliced from 2 exons.
AAAAAGAACUGGGUGUCUGGAAUUUGCGCAGCGGAUCCAGCCACGUGGCAGAGGGAAAGUUGGGAGGCCUGGCAUCAGGUUACCUACCGGUGCCGCUCCCGCCCGCCCACUGGCCGGCGUUCCAGGCCCCAGGUAUAAAGGCUCAGGCCGGCAGUCUUUAAACAACCGUACUGAACCCCGUCGCGUGUGCUUUGAACUUCCCAGACGCUGCGCGCCUCUCCGGGUUGGUGCCCCCGUCGGAACCGUGCGGAGGCCUGUAUGACGCUGGACCCCAGGCUGACCAGCUCCAGCGGAGGUUCCCCUGGAUCCAGCACCUGCUGCCUGAUGUGGUGCCUGGAGCGGCUCCGCUUGGGACCGGAGCGCCUCCUGCCGAACAGGAACCGGCUUUUCCAGGGUCGGGCAGGGCGAUCCACGGCCGUCACGCCCGCCGCGUGCACAAACGUGCUCACCCCAGACCGCAUCCCCGAGUUCUGCAUCCCCCCGCGACUGGCGUCCUGUCCGACCCUGGCUGCAGUCCGGGACUUCUGGGGCGAAAAAGCAGGGACAGACGACGCCGCAGGGCACACGGACUGGGACCCGCGCUCGCAGGCCGCGCUCUCACUGCCGCACCUGCCCCGCGCGCGCACCGUUUACGGUUUCUGCGCGCUGCUCGAGAGCCCGCACACCCGCCGCAGGGAGUCGCUCUUCCUCGGGGGCCCGGGCUCCGUGGCGCUCCUGCCGGCGCUCCUGCCCGCGCCCCGCCCCCGGGCCCGCACCUACGGCUGCGGCCGAGACGCUCCCCUCCCGCCCCGGGGAGGAGCCCCCGCCGCGGCGCCCGGAACCCCCCGCCCUUCCCCAGACGCGCUCGCCCGGAGGCGCCGUGGCCGCCGCCUCGUACGCGUCCCUGAGGGGCUGCUGCGCCGCGCGCUGUGGGCCCGGAGGAGCCGCGGCCUGGCCCGCGACCGCUCCGUCUCCAGUGGGGACGAGGACGACAAGCGCCACGCCAAUUCCGGGCCCCCGACCCAGGCCCCCGCCGCCUCCCCUCCGCCGCUCCCCGGCCCGCGGCCCGAGCGCCUGGAGGCCGAGGGCACCGUGGCUCUGGGCCGCGCCGGCGGCGCCCUGCGCCUGGCCGCCGAGUACAGUCGGGCCGGCGGGCGCCUCCGCGUCCGGCUGCUCCCCGCCGAGGGCCCGGCCGGAGGGGCCGCCGAGCCCCGCGCCCCCGUCGGCUGCCGCGUCAGCUUCGUCCUGCAGCCGCCGGGCCAGACGCGCCGGCCGCGCGGCGCCGUGGUCCGGCGGAGCCGCCGCGCCGUCUUGGAGCAGGACUUGUGCUUGGACGGGCUGUCGGAGGACGAGGUGCGCCGCCUGGCCGUGCGCGUCAAGGCCGAGAACCGGGGCCGCCUGCUGGGCCGCGGCGAGCUGCUGCUGGGCCCCCUCCUGCCCCUCUGAGGGCGCGCCUGCGCCUGGGGCCUCCCGGACACUGACGGCCGCUUUGUACAAAAUAAACGUCUAUUUCUUCUUA